UGAAAGGAUGCUCGGGCGUCGGUGAGGGGAGAUUUGCCUGCUGGAGGAUGGGGUGCCCAGGGGUGGGCUGCCUGGCCGUGCUGGCCCUGCUGCGCGGGGCUCUCGGGGAUGCUCCCAGCAGAGGCAUCAAAUGCGGGGGGGUGCUCUCAGCCCCCUCUGGCAAUUUCUCCAGCCCCAACUUCCCUGGUCCGUACCCCUACGAGACAGAGUGUACCUGGCUGAUCGUGGUGGCCGAGGGCUCCUCCGUCCUGCUCUCCUUCAGCCACUUCGAGCUGGAGUACCACGCUGCCUGCGCCUAUGACUACCUCCAGGUCUACAACGGAGCCACCCAGGACCGGGGCAACCUCUUGGGCACCUUCUGUGGCCGCAGCCCCCCGCCACCCUUCUCCUCCGCCUGGCACGUCAUGGCCGUCAUCUUCCGCUCCGACCGCCACGUGGCCAAGCGCGGCUUCGCUGCUGCCUACCGCAAAGGUAGCGGGGAGGGGUGGUCAUGGUGGGGCAUCCGCCUGUCUGGCCUCCCCCACCGCCCUCAUCAUCUUUGUCUCCCUGCAGAUGCCUGUGGUGGGCAGCUGACGGGGCUGUCCGGGGAGAUCACCAGCCCCCGCUACCCCGAGAGCUACCCCAACGAUGCCGAGUGCCGCUGGAGCAUUGGGGGGGCCGGUGGUGGUGGCCCCCUCACCCUGGUGUUCGCUGACUUCCAGCUGGAGGGGGGCCAGGGCUGUGGCUUUGACUACGUGGCCCUUUUUGAUGGCCCCAGCACCGCUGCCCCCCGCCUGGGGCGGUACUGCGGCAGCGCCCGCCCGCCCCGCACUGUCUCCUCCUCCCAGCACCUCCUCGUCCUCUUCAAGUCGGACUUCAACAUAGGCGGCAGGGGCUUCAAGGCCCAUUUCUACUCAGGCGAGUGCCAGGAGGUGUUCACCACCAUCAGAGGGAAUUUCACCAGCCCUCGAUACCCCAGCUUCUACCCCAACAACCUCAAGUGCCAAUGGAGUAUCCAGCUGCCUCUGGGCUACCGGGUCAAGGUCUUCUUCUUGGACAUGGAGAUGGAGGGCCGGAGCAGCCUGACAGGGAGCUGUGACUAUGAUCACCUGGCCGCCUUCGACGGCGGCAACGAGAACGGGUCCCUGCUGGGGCGGUGGUGCGGGCGGGAGAGCCCAGCACCCAUCACCUCCCACCACAACCAGCUGCUGCUGGUCCUCCACACCGACCGCAACACGGCCAAGAGAGGCUUCUCCAUUGCCUACAUGGGAGUCGUGCCCAUGAACGUCAGCUGCACCCGGACAGACUUCCACAUCCAGAUCCCCGUGCAGAGCCUGGCCCAGCUGGAGAGGAAUAGGAUUUAUCUGGGGACACCCUCCUGCGUGGCCCAGGUGGUUGGUGGGAACUUUAAACUACACACCAGGUUCGACACCUGCGGCACCGAAUCCCAGAAGCGCAACAACACGUCCCUCAUCGUCAGCACCCUCUACAUUGAUUUUUCGGUGGGCGACCAGGAGGACAUCCACCAGUAUGAGGUGCAGUGUGAGCCGAAGAGGAAGGAAGCCUCAGUGACCCUCAUCGCUGGCCCCGACCCGUCCAGGCUCAGCCAGGCAGAAAACCUGGUGGAUGCCCAGCAGCGGGAGGGGGGAGCGACGGACCCCCACGAAAUCAGGAGCCAGGACACCAGUGACAUCGUCUUCAUCAGCAUCUGCAUCCUGGCCGGGCUCCUCAUGGUGGUUGCGGUGGUGGGGCUGGUGCUUCUGUAGGAUGCUGCUCCUCAUAUCUCCAGGGCUUGCAAUCCCAGCCCUGCCCAGGGUGGAAACGCAUCCCCAGAAGCCCUCACCCCAGGCUGAGCACUGACACAGCUGCUCAGGUGGAGACACAGCUCCCUGGCCCUGAAAGAGCCUGAACCCAGCCUCCACCUCCUCCCAGGGCCUGGAAAAUCUGGGCAAUAGGCAGCCAUUUCCCAUCCCAAUUUGUUUUCCUCUCUCUCAAUCUGUCCAUUUGGCUUGGGAAUGCAGUUCUUGUGCUUCCUAACUCUUCCUGCACCUGCUUCAGUUUGUUUUCCCUCUGGUGCUCCUGCUUUCAGGAAAGUGAUGUUGUUUGCUGAUGGCUGCAAAUCAUCCUGUCAGUUAUUUCUACUUGAGUUCUUGAAGGUACAAACCACCCCCAAAUAUAGCAAU
Apus apus (common swift) is the source of this 2162-nucleotide messenger RNA. RefSeq names its product CUB domain containing protein 2 (gene CDCP2). Lineage: Eukaryota; Metazoa; Chordata; Aves; Apodiformes; Apodidae. Bases 48 to 1745 code for a protein of 565 amino acids. The record is from RefSeq and is a predicted model, not a curated record. The transcript is spliced from 5 exons.